Molecule: messenger RNA, 471 nt
Organism: Manis javanica (Malayan pangolin)
Lineage: Eukaryota; Metazoa; Chordata; Mammalia; Pholidota; Manidae
Source: RefSeq, a predicted model, not a curated record
AUGAAUGAACAACCAGCAAAAAACAAUUCUGCUCAAGAGGGACACACAGAUCAAAGUUCUCCUGAGAAGAACCAUCAAAUCACACAGAGGCAACUGGAAAUCAUUUCAGCAAGAUUUUCUUCUUCGGAUCUGGCUUUGACUGGGCGUGGGCUCUUCAGAACACUGCAGUGUCAUGUGAGCGUGGCUGUCUUUCUUCACAGUGUUUUGAAGAAGUAUGACGAAAGUGGCAAGCUCAUCUUUAACGAUGUUGAUCUGUGUGACUGUCUGGAGAAAAACUGCCUGGGCUGCUUCUACCCCUGCCCCAAGUGCAACUCCAACAAAUGUGGUCCCGAGUGCCGCUGCAGCCGGCAGUGGGUCUACGAUGCCAUAGUCACCGAGUCCGGAGAGGUCAUCAGCACACUGCCUUUUGAUGUUCCUGACUAGAUGUUACAUGGGGGAUGAUUUGUUUCUUUCUGUCAUUUAAGCCAACCU